AUGGAAAACGACUCACCAAACUUGUUCGACAGCGAACCAAUGUCGGUAAAGCUGAAUUUUCCUGAAAACACCGCCGACGACAACGACAUCUUGGCCGAGAUGUUAGUAGAAAUACGCGAAGAAGACCGCCGACCACCAGUCGUUGAAAACAUCGCCGAGGCGACGGACAGUGUCGUCGACGAACCACUUGUUGACACGGUCGAGUAUCACACCGACGAUUCGGAUGACGAAGAAGGCCAUACAGCUGCUGAAGAACCACUUGUUGACACUGUCGAGUAUCACACCGACGAUUCGGAUGGCGAAGACGGACCACCGCCGGACGCCGACCCCGACCAGUCGACAGGGUUGCAGAAAGAGGAUUCCCCUGGCGCCAAGACGAAAGAUGUCCACAAGGGAUUGCCGCCUGGCCGCGUGAAGCUGAUCAUGAAAAUGGACCCUGACGUCAAUAUAGUGGCGGGCGAAGCAGUGUUCCUGGUCACUAAGGCAACGGAGCAAUUUGUCGCAAUUUUAGCACAACACAGUCACAAAGCGAUGGUGGCCACAAACAAGAAAACUUUGCAAAAGAAGCACAUAGACGCCGUGAUCGAAGACAAUGUGCCGUUUGAAUUCUUAGAAGGCACAUUAGAUUGGUAA
Messenger RNA from Macrosiphum euphorbiae (potato aphid), 633 nucleotides. Lineage: Eukaryota; Metazoa; Arthropoda; Insecta; Hemiptera; Aphididae. The record is from the annotation of a GenBank genome assembly.